AUGGCUUCGAAAACAGUUCCAAUUACCUCCUCAUCUCAUCUCAAAUCAAGUGGGUCGAUCGUCUUUGGAUCCUCAUCGGCCGCCGCUGACAAUCCCCUCCAUCUAGUCCUCGCCUCCUCUUCGUAUGUAGUCGUGGACUUCUACGCCGACUGGUGCGGGCCGUGCAAGCAGAUCAGCCCCAUCUUCGAGCAGCUCGCCACUGCCGAAUCCAAGCCAGGUCGGCUCACCUUCUGCAAAGUCGACGUGGAUAGCCAGAGAGAGGUGGCCAGCUUCUACGGCAUCUCCGCUAUGCCUACCUUCCUCAUCCUCAAAGGCAACACCGUCGUCGAGACCAUUCGUGGCGCCAAUCCCACCGCCCUCCGCACAGCCAUCCUCUCCGCCGCAGCCAAUGCCGCCAAAAGCCCGGCCAAGGCAUCGCCUUCCUUCUCCGGCGCAGGAAAGACUCUGGGAUCGGGCGAGGGAGGUGCGAAUGCAAGCAAGAGGACAAACGCUCCCGGCAUAGAUUUUGGUGCUCUGCUGUCUUCCCCGGCGGCUUUCUCACAGUACGCGGCAGUGAGAUUUAUUGGCCUAUACCUGACGACUCUAUUCUCCUUGGAUCCCAUGAGCGCAGCGGAGCAGAGCCCAUUUGCCGUCAAGAGUCGAGGAGGUCAGAAAGUUCGAUGAACGACUUGACUGCCGGAACGCUUCACGGACUCACUGCUUUGGCAUCGCAGUGGCGCAAUACACAAGCCAUGCC
Molecule: messenger RNA, 736 nt
Organism: Neohortaea acidophila
Lineage: Eukaryota; Fungi; Ascomycota; Dothideomycetes; Mycosphaerellales; Teratosphaeriaceae
Product: thioredoxin-like protein
Exons: 2
Coding region: 1-663 (220 amino acids)
Source: RefSeq, a predicted model, not a curated record